AUGAUGAGGUGAGAAACGGGCGACUGGAGCUGAGCUGAAGCGGCAGUGACGGAGCGCUGAAGCGGCAGUGACGGAGCGCUCGUCCCGGCUGUACCUGCCUGCCUGAUAUCAUUAAUUAAACUAAAUUUAAGCUUAAUAUCGGUUUUGGGAUUAGAAGCUCCCCGGGUCCUUCAGCUUCUCCGCGCGGCUCUUCAUCUGCACGGGUGACAUCAUGUCUGCUAAAGCCAUCUCGGAGCAGACGGGGAAAGAGUUCCUGUAUAAGCACAUCUGCACAACGGCGGCUGUCCAGAACCGCUUCCUGUACGCCACAGUCACAGCCGAGACAGACUGGGAGCGUCUCAAACAGGACCACCCAUGGCUUCUCACCCAGCGAUUGGUCGUGAAGCCCGAUCAGCUGAUCAAGCGCAGAGGGAAGCUUGGACUGGUGGGCGUCAACCUCGAUCUCCAGGGCGUCCGUGAUUGGCUGAAGUCGCACAUGAUGAGAGAGACCACAGUCGGAAAAGCGACGGGUAUCCUGAAGAAAUUUCUUAUCGAGCCGUAUGUGCUGCACUCGCAGGAUGAGGAGUUUUACGUGUGUAUCUACGCCACACGCGAGGGAGAUCACGUGCUUUUCCAUCAUGAAGGCGGCGUGGACAUUGGGGAUGUUGACUCCAAAGCACAGCGUCUGAUGGUGGGCGUGGACGAGAAACUCGGCGUGGACACAGUGACCGAACAUCUGCUCACACACAUCCCUGAUGAGAAGAAGCAGGUUCUGGCCAGCUUCAUCGUCGGACUUUUUAACCUCUACGAGGAUUUGUACUUCACCUACCUGGAGAUCAACCCGCUCGUUGUCACUCAGGAAGGCGUGUACAUUCUGGACAUGGCGGCAAAAAUCGAUGCCACGGCUGAUUUCAUCUGCAAACCGAAGUGGGGUGAUGUGGAGUUUCCUCCUCCAUUUGGUAGAGAAGCCUAUCCUGAGGAAGCUUACAUAGCAGAUCUGGAUGCUAAGAGUGGCGCGAGUCUCAAACUCACCCUGCUGAACCCCAGAGGGCGGAUCUGGACCAUGGUGGCAGGAGGAGGAGCCUCUGUUGUGUACAGUGACACUAUCUGUGAUCUGGGUGGAGUGGAUGAGCUGGCGAAUUACGGCGAGUACUCCGGUGCUCCGAGUGAACAGCAGACAUACGACUACGCCAAGACCAUCCUCUCACUCAUGACUCGUGAGAAACACCCUGAUGGUAAAGUUCUGAUCAUCGGAGGAAGCAUCGCUAACUUUACCAACGUAGCAGCGACUUUUAAGGGCAUAGUGAGAGCCAUUAAGGACUUCCAAGGUCCCCUGAAGGAGCACGAGGUCACUAUUUUUGUGCGUCGAGGAGGACCGAAUUACCAAGAAGGCCUCAGGGUGAUGGGAGAAGUCGGAAAGACCACCGGGAUUCCCAUCCACGUCUUCGGCACCGAGACUCACAUGACCGCCAUUGUUGGCAUGGCACUUGGACACCGUCCGAUCCCGAACCAGCCUCCGGCUGCCGCUCACACCGCCAACUUCCUGCUUAAUUCCAGUAGCAGUGCUGCGACUCCAGCAACAACCAGAACUGCUUCCUUUUCUGAGCACAGACCCAAUAACGACCUGACGCCGGCUAAAAAGCCCAAACCCGGAGUUCCACCAGUGUCCCCUCUCUAUCAGACUUGGUCAAUGAAGAGUGCAUGCAGCACCAGUGUUAAAGAGCACAAGAGCACGGCAGAGCCGAGCAGAGCUAAAGCUACCACUCUGUUCAGUAAACACACGAAGUCUAUAGUGUGGGGGAUGCAGACGCGAGCGGUUCAGGGAAUGCUGGACUUCGACUAUGUAUGUUCUCGUGAAGAGCCCUCGGUAGCAGCCAUGGUUUAUCCAUUUACAGGAGACCACAAGCAGAAGUUCUACUGGGGUCAUAAGGAGAUCUUGCUACCCGUUUAUAAGAACAUGGCCGAUGCCAUGAAGAAGCACCCAGAGGUGGACGUCCUGAUCAGCUUCGCAUCUCUGCGCUCGGCCUUCGACAGCACCAUGGAGACCAUGAACUACCCGCAGAUCCACACUAUAGCCAUCAUAGCCGAGGGAAUUCCUGAGGCUCUCACGCGGAAACUCAUCAAAACCGCAGACGAGAAAGGCGUGACCAUUAUCGGCCCGGCUACGGUGGGCGGGAUAAAACCCGGCUGCUUUAAGAUCGGGAACACCGGCGGGAUGCUGGACAACAUCCUGGCGUCGAAGCUGUAUCGGCCAGGCAGCGUGGCGUACGUGUCGCGCUCGGGCGGCAUGUCUAACGAGCUCAACAACAUCAUCUCUCGCUCCACGGAUGGCGUGUACGAGGGCGUGGCCAUCGGAGGGGACAGGUAUCCCGGGUCUACAUUCAUGGACCACGUGCUGCGUUAUCAGGACACGCCUGGGGUGAAGAUGAUCGUGGUGCUGGGAGAGAUUGGCGGUACAGAAGAAUAUAAGAUCUGUGACGGCAUUAAGGAGGGCAGGAUCACUAAACCCGUGGUGUGCUGGUGUAUCGGUACCUGCGCUACCCUCUUUUCCUCCGAGGUGCAGUUUGGUCACGCCGGCGCAUGCGCUAAUCAGACCUCAGAGACGGCCGUGGUGAAGAACAUGGCACUGCAAGAGGCCGGGGUUUACGUUCCCAAGAGCUUCGACGAGCUCGGAGACGUCAUCAGAACGGUGUAUGACAAUCUGGUGGCGAGCGGCGUUAUCGUUCCUGCACAGGAAGUUCCCCCUCCCACAGUGCCGAUGGACUAUUCCUGGGCCAGGGAGCUGGGUCUGAUCCGUAAGCCAGCCUCCUUUAUGACUAGUAUCUGUGAUGAGAGGGGACAGGAGCUGAUCUAUGCUGGCAUGCCCAUCACUGAGGUCUUCAAGGAGGAGAUGGGUUUAGGUGGAGUCCUUGGACUUCUUUGGUUCCAAAGGAGGUUGCCCCGGUAUGCGUGUCAGUUCAUUGAGAUGUGUCUGAUGGUGACGGCGGAUCACGGCCCCGCUGUGUCUGGAGCUCAUAACACCAUUGUGUGCGCCCGAGCCGGGAAAGACCUCGUCUCCAGCCUCACGUCUGGCCUGCUCACCAUCGGUGAUCGGUUUGGCGGUGCUCUGGACGCUGCCGCUAAACAGUUCAGUAAAGCGUUCGACAGUGGGGUGCUGCCCAUGGAGUUUGUCAACAAGAUGAAGAAGGACGGCAAACUCAUCAUGGGGAUUGGGCACCGCGUCAAAUCGAUUAAUAAUCCUGAUAUGAGGGUCCAGAUCCUGAAGGACUUUGUGAAGCAGCACUUUCCCGCCACACAGCUGCUGGACUACGCUCUCGACGUCGAAAAGAUCACCACAUCCAAGAAGCCGAAUCUGAUCCUGAAUGUGGACGGUUUCAUUGGUGUUGCGUUUGUGGACUUGUUGCGGACGUGUGGAGGAUUCACUCGAGAAGAGGCGGAUGAGUACGUGGAAAUUGGCGCUCUGAAUGGGAUUUUUGUUCUGGGACGCAGCAUGGGAUUCAUCGGUCACUACCUGGAUCAGAAGAGAUUGAAACAGGGCCUGUACCGCCACCCGUGGGACGACAUUUCCUAUGUGCUUCCUGAGCACAUGACCAUCUGAGUGUUUGGUCUCUAACCUGUGGGCUGUGUUUAAUCACAAAAAGGAGGUGGAGGGUAAAUGAAGUGCGCUAUUUAUAUUCACAUGAAGGUUAUGGAACACUUAUUUAAUGUCUGCCACUGCGUCUCUCUCUCUCUCUCUCACACACACCACACACACACACACACACACCCACACACACACACACACACCCCUCAGUCCACUUUCCUAGCACCUUAUAAGUGUGCUUCAAUGACACACACACACAAAUACACUCCGACUGCAUAAGCACAUUAAUCGACCGGUUUGCUGACUUGCUGAACAGCUAGCUGGUUUUAUAGCUAGCUGCGUAGCUCAUCACUUCAUUACUCAUAACUAGUGGUCUUAACAACACGCUACCAAAUAACUAUUUACCUCCAUGGCUCCUCGUGUUCCUGGUUUCAUACGGUGCUGAGAACUAGAACAGCUCUCGACCUAGCGUGAUAACUAGCACCCUGGAUAGCGACUUUCCUCAAGUGUUCAUUUACUAAGCGUUAUUACUUGCUUCAUAGUUAACGGCUUCAUUUGUUUUGUUUUGUCUUUGUUCUUAACUACUUUGAGAACUAGUACAUUUACAUUUAGGGCAUUUUAGCAGACGCCCCGGUCCAGAGCGAUGGUGUAAACUUGCUUACAACCUUCAUAACAUAACUAGCUGAUUAAUAACUUCCCUUUAGCAAACUAUGCUGAGUGUAAUUACUUACUAAUUAUUUACCUUGGGGAGCUUCUUAUUGGUGGUUUAAUAGAUUAACUAAUGACUAGUUAUCACGCUGUCUAGUUCUCACAUUCGCGUGUGAGCAAGAGCACUAGUUAUUUCUGAAACCAGAUAGUUUUGCACUACCAGAUAAACGGCACCGGUAACUAGCUGUUAACCGGCUUGAUAACCGGCUCCCUUAUAGCUAGUUUACUAGCUAGUCUGAUUAUAAUACAAAAUGUUUGUGGUUACGUGGUUACGCAAUCAUAAACGUGCGAUUGGAGCAAAGCAUUCUGGGGAAUGGUCGCUCCGGAAGCUCACUAUUAGGGGAAGUGGAUGAGGGUGUGCUAAAAGUUAAAAGCGCAAUUGGGACCGUGGAAAAACAGGAAAACUUACUUUUUUUUUAAUAUAUUUUAAUCUCACACACACACACACAUGCACACUCUUCGUUUCAUUCCUGUGUUCAAGUUUGUUACCGAAAAAGUUUUAAGUCUGCUGUUAGAGUGUGUGUGUGUGUGUGUGUGUGUGUGUGUGUGUGAUAGGAACACCGAUGUAUUAACUCUUUACGCUAAGCCUCAGCGACAGCUGUGUCUCAUUUACCAGCCUGCCUGCAUGUCCUCCUUCCUUCUUUACUCACUAGUUACUUCCUGUUUGGUUCUGGUUCCUGGAGAGACGCGGGUUCUCUGUUACGACUUUGCUUUUAUGUUUCUGUAUUUAAAUGUGAAUACAAGCAGCUUUUUUUUCUGUUCUGUUUUCCUUCUUUCUUUUUUUAACAAAUGCCUAAAACUGUAAUAUUGUAGAAUAUAAUAAAGUCAUUCUUGGUUA
Messenger RNA from Silurus meridionalis, 5108 nucleotides. It is a transcript of the gene aclyb, whose product is annotated as ATP citrate lyase b. The record is from RefSeq and is a predicted model, not a curated record. Gene Ontology annotation, biological process: fatty acid biosynthetic process; citrate metabolic process; acetyl-CoA biosynthetic process. Gene Ontology annotation, cellular component: cytosol. The coding region runs from base 212 to 3577 and encodes 1121 amino acids. Gene Ontology annotation, molecular function: ATP citrate synthase activity. The transcript has 30 exons. Lineage: Eukaryota; Metazoa; Chordata; Actinopteri; Siluriformes; Siluridae.